AUGUCACUGCCCCCAUCUUCGCAUUUCCCAGGCCUGAACUCGCAUCCAGUCAUCACCACGGAGCAGGAUGCACCCUCGCCAGCCUCAGGCACCAUCGCAGGGCCACUCACACUCGCAGAAGCCUGCCAGCGCUACUCAGAGAUGGCCAACGCCGACCCUCUGACUGUUCAUGACUCACGACCCAUCUCCAGUGUGCGCGACGACCCACUGCCUGCCCAUCUCGACAUCGCACACCAAUACGCUGUCCUUGGCUUGUUUGAGCUUCACGAGCGCGCGCGCGUCUUCCCACCUCCUGGUCCUCAUGUCGCUGCACUCCGUGACGGCGCUCUUACUACUGCGGGCUCCACUGCUGCUACUCGAGACGCCAUUGACUACACAUCCCACAACAGCACUGAUGAUGCGGCGGCUCCAGAGCACACCGUCACCGACACCUCUGCCACAUCGCCUUCUCCUACAACCCCUCCUUUGCCAGCAGGCUAUUCUGCAGACAGGUACAAAUGGAUGAGCGCCUACAACUUUGGUCCAUGUCCAAGUGAGCGCAAGCUAGGAUCUCAAGCUUCAAAGAAGGUCGCAACAUGGCCAAACUGGCCAUCCACCAAGCAAGUUGAUGAUGCCUUGAAGUGCAACUCUCCCGAAGUGGUUGAAGCCGCUGUUCUCUUGCAGAAGUACUCCCGCCAGGCCUUUGUGGAAGAAGAGCACGAGACCGAGAAGAAACGUCGUCUACAAGCAGCUUGGCAGCUCUUGACAAGUGACGGAGAGCAAACAGGUACGCAGACUCACAAGCGUCCUCUUGACUCUUCUGAAGCUGACCCUCCUGCAAAGAUGAUGACUCGAGUCUAUGAUGAGGCCUGCUUGCCAGAGCCCAUCUUGCCCCUCCCCAUCCUUCCAGACAUUGGGCCCAGCAAGUCUCGUGCAGUCACAACUUAUUCCACCACGGCUACUGCACGACCUGUGGCCUCGACUCCUUACUCCAAGGCUGCUCAUCCACGACCUUCGGCUUCUUACUCCAGGGCUGCCGCUACUCGACCUGUGGCUUCGGCUGUCUCCUCUACAGUUGUCACUACACGACCUGCACCUUCGGCUCCCUCUUCCACGCCCCCUCGCAAGCGUCAACGACAAGGUCCACGUCAACCUGCAGCAAGUCGUUUGAGCAAGCCUCCACUACAACAAGGCGCCGUGCUACCAGAGAAUUUGGUUGUUGGCAACGCCUGGCAAACGACACCCCAGGGCCUCGGCAUGCCACCACGCGAGCGCUUCUGCAACGGCACAGCCUUUGACAUGCUCACAGGUCCCGACACUACCACCGGUGUUUGCAGCCUUCACAACAUUCUGCACAUCCAGAGCGAGCCUGAUUUUGGCUUGUUGACGCGCGAUGAAGUCAUUCUCUGCAUGUACAUGCGUGUGCGACCACAAGUCUACUUCGAGGUGCGACGUUUGCUGUUCAUUGCAUUCCACAAGGUUUGCGACUUUGAUGCUGCUGGCAAGACCAUCAACAAGACCAUGUGGACCAAGAGCAAAGCACAGCAAGUCAAGAUUAUUGAUGUCAACAAGUUGAGCUUCUUGCACAAGUUCUAUGGCUCUCUUGGUCUCUGGGAUCAGACCUGGGAGUAA
This is a messenger RNA of Protomyces lactucae-debilis, 1611 nucleotides long. RefSeq lists its product as uncharacterized. The coding region runs from base 1 to 1611 and encodes 536 amino acids. NCBI's taxonomy places the organism in Eukaryota, Fungi, Ascomycota, Taphrinomycetes, Taphrinales, Protomycetaceae. The record is from RefSeq and is a predicted model, not a curated record. The transcript has a single exon.